AUGGCCUCGCCGACUCCCAUCGACGACUCGCUCCAGGCGCGCAUCUCCUCGGAUUGCCCCUCCACGACCCAGCAAAUCCUCUACCAUGCCUGGGCCCGAGACCUCAGCGGGCUGAAACCCCUCCUCAAUGUCCCUGGUCACGCGAGCAUCCAGGACCCAACCACGGGGGAGACACCCCUCCAUGCCGCGAUCCGAUCUUGCGGGCCCGCCGACCCAAAUACCACCACCCCUGCCACCGGCACCACCGAGGGAGAGGACGCGGAGAUUGACGGCGCCGUCGAAGAGGCCAUUGAGGCGGUUCGCGAAUUAUUCUUUUCCGGCGCUAUCUGGAACGAUGUCGAUAAUAAUAAUGAGACUCCCGGUUGCGUAGCUUGGCGCCUCGGCCGGCAAGAGUUAUAUAACCUCUGCCUUGAGGCAGGGGUGCGUGCGGAGAUGCUCUUUGGCUUGCUGGAUGGGUACGAGAGGCUAUCGUCCGGCGCCGAAGAGGACGAGGACGAAGAGGCGAACGGUGAAGAUGCAGCUGCCGGAGCGGAGGCCGAGAUAGUCGCCGGUGGCGGAGCGAAGCCGACCGAAGCUCAAGAGGCCGCAGAGGAACCUGUCCUGGAAAUUGAGCAAGAACCCGAGAAGCGCUUCCAGCCGCCUGAAUCCGGUGAAAAGGAGAUCAAGAGCGAGGAAUAUCUGCGCUCGACCCUCACCUACUCGGAUGGGAAACUAGUAGACGACGAAGGCAACGGUGUCAUGAUGGCCUGGGAGACCGACAUCAUGCGCCGAAGCGUCGACACCCUUCUCCCGGGUCUCGAGCCGGGAAAGCGCAUUCUCAACAUCGGUCUCGGAAUGGGUAUCAUUGACUCCAUGUUCGCAGAUACGAAGCCAGCGAAGCAUCACAUCAUCGAAGCCCACCCCGCCGUCCUCGACCACCUCUCCAAGCCGGACGCCAAAUUCGGCAGCCAGUGGGAGCAGAGCGGUCCCGAAGAAGGAGCUUUCAAGGUCCACAGGGGUCGCUGGCAGGAUGUCUUGCCGACGCUGCUGGAGAAGGGCGAGAUGUACGACGCCAUAUACUUUGAUACCUUUGGUGAGGACUACUCGCAGCUGAGGCUAUUCUUCACCGAAUUCGUUCCUGGUCUGCUGGACUUUGAAGGUCGCUUCGGCUUCUUUAACGGUCUUGGCGCGGAUAGGAGGAUAUGCUAUGACGUAUACUCUAGAGUAGUCGAAAUGCAUCUUUCCGAAGCGGGACUAGACCUCGACUGGGAGGUAAUUGACGUAGACAUGGAGGGGCUUGAGGAAGCAGGGAAGGGUGAGUGGGAGGGCGUUCGGAGAAGGUAUUGGACUCUCGAUAAGUAUCGAUUGCCCACUUGCACUUUCAUGGGUUAA
This is a messenger RNA of Scedosporium apiospermum, 1371 nucleotides long. RefSeq names its product Arginine N-methyltransferase 2. Bases 1 to 1371 code for a protein of 456 amino acids. The record is from RefSeq and is a predicted model, not a curated record. Lineage: Eukaryota; Fungi; Ascomycota; Sordariomycetes; Microascales; Microascaceae. The transcript has 2 exons. Gene Ontology annotation, cellular component: nucleus; cytoplasm. Gene Ontology annotation, biological process: peptidyl-arginine methylation. Gene Ontology annotation, molecular function: protein arginine N5-methyltransferase activity.